Molecule: messenger RNA, 450 nt
Organism: Aphanomyces astaci
Lineage: Eukaryota; Oomycota; Saprolegniomycetes; Saprolegniales; Verrucalvaceae
Exons: 1
Coding region: 1-450 (149 amino acids)
Molecular function (GO): nucleic acid binding
Source: RefSeq, a predicted model, not a curated record
AUGUGGGCACGACUAAAGAAGUACAUUGACGAGCAUAUCUACCCGGUCAUGGUGCAGAUGGCCCAAGCGCGUGGUCAUCAUAUCGUGCAUGUCGCGCCAGAAUUCUCCGAGCUGCAGCCCAUCGAGCUGAUCUGGGCGAACGUCAAGGGCACCGUUGGCCGAGCCUAUACGUCAGACACAACGUUUCAAGAUGUCUACAAGCGCCUCGACAAUGAAUUCUAUCACCUGGACUCCGAGACCAUCAAGUCCACGAUCGACAACUCGACAGCCAAGCUCAUUGCGCUUGAAAAAGCACUCUGCCAGGCGGAAGAGGCGGCUGCCAUGGUCUCUAUUGUAUCAGGUCAUAGCGAUGGGGAUAGUGAUACGUCUUCAUCAUGUGAUGAAAGUUCCGUUGGGUCAAGCGAUGGCGGCGACUCUAUCGCGAGCGACGUUGAUGAUCACCCAUAUUAG